Mustela lutreola (European mink) is the source of this 4401-nucleotide messenger RNA. Its product is annotated as delta-type opioid receptor-like. Gene Ontology annotation, biological process: G protein-coupled receptor signaling pathway. Lineage: Eukaryota; Metazoa; Chordata; Mammalia; Carnivora; Mustelidae. Gene Ontology annotation, molecular function: G protein-coupled receptor activity. Gene Ontology annotation, cellular component: membrane. The transcript is spliced from 3 exons. The record is from RefSeq and is a predicted model, not a curated record. Bases 597 to 1511 code for a protein of 304 amino acids.
UUUUAGCUUUCUCUGGAAGUGCUUUCUCUUGUCACCUUCAAACACCAUGAAGUGGGUUCCAACCCCAGAAGGGGUGAAAGAGGGGAGGCCUUUGGUUCCUCCACUUCCCUCUUGGACAGAAGACGUGGAGUGUUCUUUCAGGAAGUGGUUACCACAAAAAAAUCCCCGCUUUCUCUGAGGUCCUGCAGCUCUCUGCACUGGGAAUCAUAGGGUGACACUUGUUGCAGCCAGCCCAGAAGGAGCCCUAGAUCUGAAGACUCAGGCGCCUGGGAGAAUGUGAAGUGAGAGACUUCGCUUGAUUCACUUCCAUUAAAGCUGGGUAUUGGGAGUUCUUCCCAGGAUUCUCGGAGGAACUCCUGCUGGUCUUCCAUAUACUUUUUUCCUAGAAAAGAGAACCCAUUUUUCCACGGGCAUAAAAGACCUCUACUGGUAAUGUAAGAUUCUUCCCUCACAUUAGCAACCAUCCAACGUUCUCUUGGUUUUCUUUGAAAGUGGGGUGUCUGUUCAGGAAUGGUUGCCCUCAGAGGUAAGAGUGGGGGAGAUCGCCCAGCUCAGUGACCCUGGACUCACAAGGAGCCAAGUUGCCCUGAAAGAUCAUGAACUUGUCUUCUGAGCACUGCAACAUAUCAGAUUGGCUGAGGCUGGAAGCAACGGUGAAGGCCUCUGUGUACACUGUUGCCUUCUUCUUUGCCACAUCUGUCACUAUCAUCAUCGUCACAAUAGUAUCACAGAAUUCGAAGCUGAAGAAAGAGGCCCGAUACAUCCUCCUGUGUCACCAUUUGCUGUGCAUCUCCUCCUACUGUGGCCUGGGGGUGGUAUUCCAAGGGAUGCGGGCUCUGCUGGCCAAUAGUCCAGUGCUGAUGUGCUGGGUGGUAUUUGGGGUCCAGCUAAGUGUUGGAGAAGGGAUCCUCUUCACCCUGGCCUUGAUGGCUGUCAACACUUACCUGGCUAUUUGCUGGCCUUUGAAAUCUCUGGCCUUUGUAGAUUCAGUUAAGUAUAGGGUUCUUACUGGGUCUUGGAUAAUCAUUAUAUUCAAGAAUGUUUGCUUAUUCCUCAUAGAGGGUACUAGCCCUCCUCAGGGUGCUGUUUUAAAAUCUGAACCCCUUUGCCCUGUGAUCUUGAAUGGCUCUGCUGCCAGAGCCAUUGGCAUGGUUUUCCUUUUCCUUCUUCUGUCCAUCAUUCUUGUAAGUUACUCUCUGAUCUACCAAGAAGGGAAACGGGCUGGCCAUUUUAAUAGAUCAAAUAUCAAAGCAAGGAAAACAGUCCUUAUUCAUUUAGUGCAGAUGGGUUUACAUGUGAUACCAACCCUGAUAUUCAUAGGUUUGGGAAAGAUGUGUGGGUUGUUUUUCUUUGUUUUAAAUCUGGUGCUUUUUGGAGUCUUUGCAUUUGCCCAAUGUCUUAACCCUCUGAUCUAUGGGCUCUGGAAUAAAGAGCUGCAAAGCAGAUUGUACCGUUGGAUGUGCUGUCAGUUGUGGUGUGGUCACAUGAUGACCAACAGAGAGACAGUUUAACCUGAAAUUCAGCCACACUGAAUCAAUAACUCUAGCCCUAAUGGAUCAUCAGCUAUGCUUGAGGACUUACUUUUUACUCAACCAUAUGAGUGAGUCAGAGUUAUUCAUCUGGCUUGCAAAUUUUGCGGCUGUGUACAUGGAAUUGGCCUCUGUGAAAUCACUUCAUGUCUUUAAUUUUAAACCCAGAUCAACAUUUUUAGCAGCAUGUCCUACUGUGUCUUAGUAAUGAGGCAGUUUUUGAGAAUGCACUAUUUUUUAAAAACUGAGAAACAGUCCAUGGCUGAUAGGAAAAGAAGAAGUUUGGCUGUUCCUUUAUUAUUAAUUAGGAAUAGGCUUGGCUACAUGUAAUAACAAAACAGAAACAAAAUAACAAUGACUUUUUUAAGGUUUGAGAUUGUUCGUUUAUUUCUGAUGUAAAAGGAAUCUGGAGGUAAACAAUCCAGUCUUAUACAGCAGCUUUGUAAGCAAUGGGUUCAUUCUCUUCUAUUCUGCCAUGAUUACUAUAAUGCCUCAUGACCCAAGAUGGCUGUUAAUGCUCCUGUCAUCACAUUCAUAACUCUAGCCAACAGAAAGGAGGAAGGAGCAAAGGAGGGUUUAUACCCUCCUUCUAAAGACUCUUUUUAGAAAUUACACAAAACACUUUUUCUUAUAUUUAACUGACCAAAACUUAGUCCUAUGGUUAUGUGUGGCUUUAAGGGAGAGUGGGAAUAAAUUUUAGCUGGAUAGUAGUGUCCCUAGCUAAAAAUUGGGGUUCUUGAUACUAAGAAAGGAAGGAAGAACAGUUAUGAGGAGGCAAAGUUAUUUCAGGGACCAUUUUCCUCUCAACCAAAGAAAGUAUAAAGAAAGACAAUGGCUGGGUUAUAAUAAAAAAAUAUACUCUGCCUCUUUCAGUGUGGUACUUGGAGUUAACUUUUAAAAGUUCCAGAACACUUUAAUUGUAUUUUGUUAACAGUUCUCAAAGAAAAUGGCAUUAAGAAGAACAUUGAAUUGGUUUAAACAUGGGAAUUAACUCAUGAUUUAAAUCUAAGCCAUUUUGAAGCAGUAGUACAAAAUAAAGUCCUUCAUGGGAGUUUACAUAUGAGAUUUCUUUAGAUGAAACAUCCACUUCUAAGUAAGUCAGGAUUCAGUUCUAGAAACAGGAAUCAUUACUCUACGUACUUUAGACACAUGGGUUUAAUAUGGGACUUAGAUCCUUACAAAGACACCAGCAGGGCUGGAGCAGUGGAAAUCAGGAGCUACCACUUGUUGGUGUCAAAAUCCCACAGGGAUCUGGUGGUCUAGCUGCUGUUUCCACCAUUGCUGCCCAUGCCUCAGGCCCCUCUUAAUGUAGUAAAUUUGCAAAAGAAGGAGCAACUGGAAGAUGGCCUCCUCUUCCUUUCAUCUUUCAAAUCUCAAGUGAUUGCCUCUAACUGGUGAAUCUCAUCUGGCAUUAAGACCCUACAAGCAAAGAAGUCUGGGAAAUAUAGUUCCUAGUUUCACAGGAACAGGAAGUUAUCCCAAAGUGAGGGUGAAAUGAGGAUUGAAAGAGCCAAUCCACGGGAUCCACAAUUAUGACACUUAGCUUUAUUUACAGGUGAUAACAACAACAGGAGCAAAAUAGUUGCUCAACACAUUCACAGCUAUUAAGUUCCUGACACUAUGCAGGCCAUUUUAUAUACAUAAAAUCAAAUCCUCACAACAGGUAUAUAAUAUAGGUAUUAUUAUUCCUGAUUUAGAAAUGAGAAAAACUAAGGCUUAGAAAGGCUGUACAGGAGCUUAGGAGGACAGGAACUUCCCUUUCACAUUUUCCAUUUACAUGACUUGGCCGAAGGUGUUCAUUGAGAGCUGGACCAAAUUUCAUAAGAAAAUUUCCCCUUUGCUUUGGGUAUAGACUCCUGUCUUGUGGAACAGAGCCUCUUUUCACCCAUUGUUUUGAUUACACUUUCCCAGCCUUAGACCCUCACUUAUUUUCAGAUUCUAGUGCCUUCCAUAUCAUGUCUAGACUCCAUUUUGGCUUCAAGUCCUUCUUGCCUCUUCUCUGGGUGUUCAUUGUGUCUUCUCUCUUCCUCCAUCCUCAACUCUGAGAUUUCAAAGCAUGACCUUCUCUUUUGCAAUAUGAAAAUCUCUCCAAGGCCAGAAAGACUGCCAGGGUUGAUUACCUUUGUGUCCUGGCACUCGACACAGCGCCUGUAGAUAGCAGGUGUACAAAUGAUGUAAUGGACUCACUGGUCAGUAAGACAUGCCCUUUUCACAAAUUCCUUCCUCACAAAACCCAAGCUGUCUCUUUGUUUUUAUUGAAAUAUAAAAUAAUCUGAGUGCCAAGAGUAGAAUAAAAACUCAAAAAAUUUACCCAAAUUAACUCAGUUAUAAGCCCUAGGUCUAAAAUACACCAUUUAAUUUAUCCUUAAAGCUUUCCUUUUUUCCCCUUUUUUGGGGGUGAGGUGUUACAUUUUUUUAUUGAAGCAUAAUUAACAUACAAUGUUAUAUUAUUUUUAAAUGUACAGUACAUUGACUUGACAAUUUUAUGCAUUACUCAGUGCUCACCAUGAUAAGUAUAGUUACCAUCUGUCACUAUAUAACAAUAUUAAAAUAUUAUUGACUAUAUUCCUUAUGCUGUACUUUUCAUCUCUGUGUCUUAUUUAUUUUAUAGAUGGAAGUUUGUACCUUUUAAUCCCCUUCACCUGUUUCACUCAUUCCCCCUACCAAUCUCCCUCUGGUUUGUUCUCUGGAUUUAAGAGUCUAUCAUAAAUGACGUCAACAAUAAACUUUCUCAUGAUGUAUAAAUCCUUUGCACUCAUUAGAGAACUUUAAACUUGGACAAGAUGUGCAAGGAAGAGAGGAAGUGGUGGCUAAAGUCACUUGAAAUUUGUUGAGGGUUCUUGUAAGGUGUUUCUUUUGUCUAUAGAGCUAG